Molecule: messenger RNA, 3064 nt
Organism: Salvia splendens (bonfire salvia)
Lineage: Eukaryota; Viridiplantae; Streptophyta; Magnoliopsida; Lamiales; Lamiaceae
Product: kinesin-related protein 4
Exons: 8
Coding region: 7-2319 (770 amino acids)
Molecular function (GO): ubiquitin binding
Source: RefSeq, a predicted model, not a curated record
ACGGAUAUGACUUUCCAGAAAAUCUACUACUCACUGCGAGAUCUUUUUCCGAUGGUUGAUGAUCGAGCUCUUAGGGCUGUUGCCAUCGAUCAUAUCAACGAUGUUGAUGCGGCUGUUGAAGCAGUGCUUGAGGAGAUAAUUCCUUUCUUCACUAAAAGAUCUGCAUCAACUAGUCCUUUGACUUGGAGUGCUAUUGCGGGCGAAUCAUCAUACGGUAGCUCGUCUGUGAGAACAAAGUUCGCUGAUCAAGCUGAUGAUGAUCAUAGUUUUUUUGUUAGUGGAAAGAAAGAAUCUUCCGGUUGUGCUGAUGUUGGGCUAAGUGAAUCUGUUGGAGAUGCAAGUGCAGGGCAUCUUGAUGUGGAAACUCAUGAUGACAUUCAUUCUCAGGCUGAAUCACUGGUGGUGGUAGGUGAAACUAGAGGGGGAACUUGUUGUAUUGAAGUUUUGGAAGACUCUCAAACAGAGAGAACAAUUACAGCAGAAGAUGAGACUUCAUGUAGUAGUAAUGCACAACCGAAGAUGGAUUGCAUUCAGCAAAACAAAGAUGAUGCUGAUGGGAUUGCAUUAGAGGUGGAGGCGUCUGACAUCGAUGGGAGUGAUUUAGAUGAAUAUGAUGAGAGUGGCAUAGAUGAAUAUGAUGAGAAUGAAGAUGAAUAUGAUGAGAAUGGAGACGAAUAUGAUGAGAAUGAUUUAGAUGAAUAUGAUGAGAAUGAAGUUGAAUAUGAUGAGAAUGAUUUAGAUGAAUAUGAUGGGAAUGAAGAUGAAUAUGAUGAGAAUGAAGAUGACGAGAAUGAAGAGGAAUAUGAUGAGAAUGGAGACGAAUAUGAUGAGAAUGAUUUAGAUGAAUAUGAUGAUAAUGAAGAUGAAUAUGAUGAGAAUGAUUUAGAUGAAUAUGAUGGGAAUGAAGAUGAAUAUGAUGAGAAUGAAGAUGACGAGAAUGAAGAGGAAUAUGAUGAGAAUGAAGAUGACGAGAAUGAAGAGGAAUAUGAUGAGAAUGGAGACGAAUAUGAUGAGAAUGAUUUAGAUGAAUAUGAUGGGAAUGAAGAUGAUUAUGAUGAGAAUGAAGAUGACGAGAAUGAAGAGGAAUAUGAUGAGAAUGGAGACGAAUAUGAUGAGAAUGAUUUAGAUGAAUAUGAUGAGAAUGAAGAUGAAUAUGAUGGGAAUGAAGAUGGAUAUGAUGAGAAUGAUUUAGAUGAAUGUGAUGAGAAUGAAGAUGAAUAUAAUGGGAAUGAAGAUGAUGAAUAUGAUGAGAAUGAAGAUAAUGAAUAUGAUGAGAGUGAUUUAGAUGAAUCAAAUUUAUCCUCGUCUACUACUAACAGUACUUCCAGUGAGGAGCACCUGAUUGUUUUAGAUAAAUCAGAUUUAUCCUCGUCUACUGACAGGGCUUCCCGUGGGAAAAACAUGAGCAAUACUCUUGGAGCGGUGAAUGAAACAACCUUGAAUUCUUCCAUGUGUAGUCAACAUGGUACUAAUAUUGAUAACUUGGAGGAAAUCAUUGCAAAUGCAAGAAAUAAUAAGAAAACAUUGUUCAUGGAAAUGGAGUCUGUCAUCAACUUGAUGAAGCAAGUGGAGGUGAAGGAGCAUGCUGCAGAACAGGCCAAAACUGAAGCUGCAAGAGUGGAGAUGGAUUUGCAGAAUGAGAUUAAGGAGCUGAAAAUAACGAUCAAACAUGCGAAGGAGUCAAAUGACAUGCAUGCAGGGGAUGUUUGUGGUGAGAAGGUCAUCUUGACAACAGAGCUGAGAGACCUCCAUACUCGCUUGGUUUCCCUCUCGAAUGACAGGGAUAAAUCACUUGCAGAUCUUGAUGAGAUGCGUCAAUGUUUAGAGGUUCGACUAGCUGCUGCUGAGAAUGAAAUAGAAUCUGCAGUGGUGAAAAGAUUUGAGGAUGAAAAAUGUGGAAAGCUAUCCCUUAUUAAAGAGAAAUUAAUUAUGGAACAAGUGGUACAAGAAUCAAAGAACCUGAGACAACAGGCUGAAGAUAAUGCUAAGUUACAUGCGUUUCUCGUGGAUCGCGGGCAACUGGUAGAUACGUUACAGGGAGAAAUAGCUGUUAUAUGUCAGGAUGUGAAGCAGCUAAAGGAGAAAUUUGACCAGCGUCUUCCGCUUAGCAGAUCACUUUUCUCCACUCAGACGAGCUUCCUCUUAGCUUCUUCUAACUCAUCCUUGAAAAGCUCGGUCCAAGAUCAAGUGGAGGCCGUGGCAGUCAGAGAUGAUGACCGUUUGGAGACUGGAGAUCACAAAAAGGACCCUGAAGACGAACUAGCUAGUGCAGACCCCAAGGCGCUUGCAGAAGACGACGAUGGAUGGGUACUUUUUUGAAAGCCUAAUAGAGAGAAUAAUGUCCAUUCUCUCUAUACGUUUUAGUAGGACCUUGGCUCUUUUAAAACCAUCUUAUUUAAAAUCUUUCUAGCUAUCUGAAUGUUAGUAUUUUUUUAUUUUUGGAUUUUUGGCUUCUUAAAAUGUGAAUUAUCUCUGCUUUUCUUCUGUUUUGUGUCAAUUUGUUUCUGCAUCUACAUAUCCAAAUCCAAUUGAUAUUACAAAGUCAUCUCAAUCAGAACUCAGUAAAUAGUUAAAUGUAACUCAAAAUACUUAAAUUGUAACCAAAAUAUGGUUCCUUUUUUCUUUUACAUUGACAUAUAUAUGUAUGUCCAAGCCAUUUGGAUUACACAGCCUGCAUAGCUCAAGAAAGUAGCAACACAAUCUUGGUCAUGCUAAUUUGAUGCUCAAAACUAGUGUUAAUUUACGAAAAUCAAGAUCACAAAUAUGAGCCUUGAGAAAAAAAAAUAGUCAUAUGAUCUAAACCUAUUGUGUGUUGUGUAUAUUUGCAAGAACACAAACUCUUCAUUCAUGCCAACACAAUAGAAGCACUGUGCAUCUCCAUAUGAUGUAAAGGCGAGCCUUGUGUUCCCUCAUUUGCUUCGAACAACGUUGGACCGAUCUCUGCUUCAAGUUUCUUGAUGGGAAGACUGAAUAUGCAGCCAUGUUUGUGUCUGAAAAAAAGCCUUGAAUGAAGAAGUAAGAAGUUGAAGAUUCUUUAAGUUUUUUGCAAGUGGAAAUGAUGAGU